Myripristis murdjan (pinecone soldierfish) is the source of this 8375-nucleotide messenger RNA. It is a transcript of the gene hdac4, whose product is annotated as histone deacetylase 4. Gene Ontology annotation, biological process: negative regulation of transcription by RNA polymerase II. Lineage: Eukaryota; Metazoa; Chordata; Actinopteri; Holocentriformes; Holocentridae. The record is from RefSeq and is a predicted model, not a curated record. The coding region runs from base 404 to 3787 and encodes 1127 amino acids. Gene Ontology annotation, molecular function: histone deacetylase activity. The transcript is spliced from 28 exons.
CUGUUUGGUGAAUGAUAUCCAGUAGCUGUCCUCUUACCGACGGGUCCUAAACCCUGCACGGUGGAUGCUGCGGCGGACACGGAGAAACCCAGACGUCUGCGUCCAAGCGUACUCCUUCAGCUUGACCGUUUGGCAGCAUAGGAAGGAAUCCUGCCGCAACACACUUCUGAGCUCUCCACCAUCCACCUGCGGUUUGGUGUGAUGAGGCCUUGAGAGACAACCGCCCUCUGUCUCUCCUCAUCCUGGCGCCUCCCCCUGGCAGCACUGACUUGGCUGGGUAGCAGAUGGUGGUCACUACACCCGCCACAGAGGUGCACUGACACCCUCUCCACUCACCUCUCCUCCCCGUCCCUGCUCCUGCUCCCCUCGCCUCCUCCACCAAGUCAGCUUGGUACCAACCAUCAUGAGCUCUCACAGUCGACCAGGCAGCCUGACAAGCAAGGAGCAGCCUCUGGAGCUUCUCAAACCUGCUGCACUCAACCACCUUCCACCUGUGGACGUGAGCACAGCGGCGCUGCCCUCGCAGGUGCCCCCUACCACCACAGCUAUCCUCCCCAUGGACCUGCGCAUAGUGGACCACCCCCACCACCACCACCCCCACCAGCAGCCCCAGCACCACCACCACCAGCAGCAGACCCCCUUUGGUCUGGUUCCCCCGGCCCACCCGUCACCUCCUGCCUCCACUGCCUCGCCCACAUCCUCUGACCCAGGCCAUGGCACUGGGCAGAUCCCAGGCCACCAGGAGCAGCAGCUGCAGCAGGAGCUGUUGGCUCUUAAACACAAGCAGGAGCUUCAGAGGCGGCUACUGAUCGCCGAGUUCCAGAGGCAGCAUGAACAGUUAUCUCGUCAACAUGAAGCCCAACUCCAGGAGCACAUCAAGCACCAACAGGAUUUGCUGGCGCUGAAGCACCAACAGGAGCUGCUGGAGCACCAGAGGAAGAUGGAGCAACACCGCCAUGAGCAGGAGCUGGAGAAGCAACAGCGAGAACACAAGCUCCUGCAGCUCAAGAAUAAGGAGAGGGGACAGGAGAGUGCAGUAGCGAGUACGGAGGUAAAGAUGCGGCUUCAGGAGUUUGUCCUGAACAAGAAGAAAGCCCUGGCUCAGCGAAACCUAAACCACUGCCUGCCCAGCGACCCACGCUACUGGUACGGGAAGACCCAGCACAGCUCUCUGGACCAGAGCUCCCCUCCCCAAACAGCUUUGUCAGCCUACAACCACCCCAUCCUGGGCAUGUAUGACUCAAAAGAUGACUUCCCUCUCCGCAAGACAGCCUCAGAGCCCAACCUGAAGCUGCGAUCCCGGCUAAAACAGAAGGUGACUGAGCGCCGCAGCAGCCCUCUGCUCCGCAGGAAAGAUGGUCCCAUUGCAACAGCCAAGAAACGUUCGCUGGACAUGGCUGAGUCAGCCUGCAGCAGUGCACCAGGCUCAGGCCCGAGCUCCCCCAACAACAGCUCUAGUAACAUCCCCAAUGAGAACGGGGUCACCAUCUCGAGCAGCCCAGGAGAGGCCUCCCUUCUCCAGAGGCUGGCUGCUCGGGAAGGCUCAGUGAGCCAGCUCUCUCUCUACACGUCCCCCUCUCUGCCCAACAUCACCCUGGGCCUGCCAGCCACUGGCCCUGCUAACACUGUGGUAUCAGGACACCAAGAUGGUGAGAGUCGUCUGGCGUUGCCUGCGUUACAGCAGGGCAUUCCUCUGACCCCUCCCUUCCUGCCCACUGCCCACCUGCCCUCCUACUUGGCAGCCUCUGCUUUGGACAGGGAGGGGGCUGGAGGAGGAACGGCCGGUCACAGCCCCCUCCUCCAACACAUGGUACUGCUGGAGCAGGCCCACAAUCCACUUGUUGGUCUGGGCAGCCUCCCUCUGCCAUCACCUUCUGUCUCUAAGCUGGUGCGGGGCCACCGUCCCCUCGGGAGGACCCAGUCGGCCCCUCUGCCCCAGCAGCAGUGUGGCCAGGCCCAGGCCCUGCAGCAGCUGGUGGUCCAACAACAGCACCAGCAAUUCCUGGAGAAACACAAACAGCAGUUCCAACAGCAGCAGCAGCAACAGCACAUCAUCAACAAGAUGAUGUCCAAACCCAGCGACCAGGUCACAGCUGCAGGCUCCAGCGGCCCCGGGCCAGGCCGGCAGCACCAGAGUCACCCAGAGGAGACAGAAGAGGAACUAAGAGAGCACCAAGGGCUCUCCUCCUCCUCAUCCUCCUCCUCCUCCACCUCUGUCCAGGAAGCGGGGCCGCUACGAGGGUUGGUCAUCAAGCAGGAGCCUCCGGACCCUCAGGAGCAGGAUGAGAGGGAGAGGCAGGCCGAGCAGGAGCUCCUCUUCCGACAGCAGGCUCUGCUGUUAGAGCAACAGCGAAUUCACCAGUUGAGGAACUACCAAGCCUCUAUGGAGGCAGCCGGCCUGUCAAUCAGCUUCACAGGACACCGCCCCCUCUCUAGGGCUCAGUCAUCUCCUGCCUCUGCCUCUUUCCCCAUGGUCGUCCAGGAGACGCCUGCCAAGCCCCGAUUUACUACAGGCCUGGUGUAUGACUCUCUAAUGCAGAAGCAUCAGUGUAUGUGUGGUAACACCACGAGCCAUCCAGAGCACGCCGGCCGCAUCCAGAGCAUCUGGUCGAGACUCCAGGAAACAGGCCUUAGGGCACAAUGUGAGUGUAUCCGAGGCAGGAAGGCCACUCUGGAGGAGUUACAGACAGUCCACUCUGAAGCCCAUGUCCUGCUGUAUGGGACCAACCCACUGCGUCAAAAACUAGAUUGUUCAGCAAGCCCCAUGUUUGUGAGGCUGCCAUGUGGAGGAGUUGGGGUGGACAGCGACACCAUUUGGAACGAGGUUCAUUCGUCCAGUGCGGCUCGUCUGGCCGCCGGCUCGGUGGUGGAGCUGGUCUUCAAGGUGGCAUCAGGAGAACUCAAGAACGGUUUUGCUGUUGUCCGGCCUCCUGGACACCACGCGGAGGAGAGUACGCCCAUGGGCUUCUGUUAUUUUAACUCGGUAGCCAUCGCAGCCAAGCUUCUGCAGCAGAGGCUCAAUGUUAGCAAGAUCCUCAUUGUGGACUGGGAUGUUCACCAUGGUAACGGUACCCAGCAGGCUUUCUACGGUGACCCCAACAUCCUCUACCUGUCACUCCAUCGCUAUGAUGACGGAAACUUCUUCCCUGGCAGUGGCGCACCUGACGAGGUGGGCAGCGGAGCAGGUAUGGGCUUCAAUGUGAACAUGGCAUUUACUGGAGGUCUGGAGCCCCCCAUGGGUGAUGCCGAGUACCUGGCUGCAUUCAGGACAGUUGUGAUGCCUAUUGCCAACGAGUUUGCCCCAGACAUGGUUCUGGUAUCAUCAGGCUUUGAUGUGGUGGAGGGCCACGCUCCACCCCUGGGAGGAUACAAACUGACAGCCAAAUGCUUUGGCUACCUGACCAGGCAGCUGAUGGGUCUGGCAGGCGGCCGGUUGGUGCUAGCCCUAGAGGGGGGUCACGACCUCACAGCCAUAUGUGACGCCUCCGAAGCCUGUGUCUCUGCUCUGCUCGGCAAUGAGUUGGACCCCCUUCCUGAGGAUGUACUGCAGCAGAGACCGAACCUCAAUGCUGUCCACUCCAUGGAGAAGGUUCUUGAAGCUCACAGUAAAUACUGGCGCUCACUGCAGCGUUCCGCCUCAACACUCGGCUGUUCUUUGAGCGAAGCCCUUCGGCAUGAAACAGAAGAAGCUGAGACAGUCACCGCCAUGGCCUCUUUGUCUGUCGCCAACAAGCACAUUGGGAAGAAGGCUGAGGAGGAGCCAAUGGAAGAGGAAGCUCUCAUGUAAAGAAGCAAGCCUAGCUUUUGACCACUCAUAGAUCGGUCUGCAUCUCUGCCAGUGUCCUCAUCCAUUCAAAUCUCUGUUUUACUGUAAAGCCCACCCCUGCGUCUCACCCAUGCCAUGAAGAUGGCAUCUUAUCUUGGGAGGGACCACGCAGUGUUGACAAAAGGGACGAGGGAAGGAAACAGAACACUGAAGAUGGCCCAUCGCACUCACUGAUCAGCGGUGCACACACUGAUCAACACAAAUGUGUUGCAUUGUCACUGUGAGGGGAUCAAGACCUGGGAUUUAAGAGGGACGACUCAACCAUCCCACGAUGACCACCUCGAGUGCCAGUGCUUUUUAAAACACUAGACAGAUGUUCGCAGUACCUUUGAACACCUGAACCAGACACUGAUGAUGUACAGUCGUCUCGACUUCUUAUCUUUGUGUUCCGUUUUUGCUUUAUAUCACUCUGCUCGCUUUCAUCAAAAAAAUGACAGAGCUAAUGUGAUUGUGACUCUGCACAGGAUGGAUCGUUACUGCUCUUCAGGUGGAAAGAAAGAAGUGGUAGUGUUUUCUUCAACUUUCCAAGGUGGUUUUACUCAACAGUAGAGUGAACAUGACAGAUGAGAAGACAGAUGAACAUAUGUUCUGGUUCUAAAAUGACUGACAGUGAAAGACUGUGAGUUUGUGCCUUUUAUUUUUAAAACCUGGUGGAUAUUUCAUGUUGAACUCGAUUUUAAAGAGCUUUGCCUUAAAACAGGUUUGGGAAUGAGGCCUCUUCUCCCUAACCCCUUAACAUUUUCUACCCUGGCAAGACUUUGAAUGCCUGCACGUUGUUGGCACAUAGACUGGAUGCCCUUGGCAUGUUUACCUAUAAUUCCCUGCAACCAGCCUACUGUCCCACCCUGUACCGCUAUCGCCCCUUUUCUUACCCCCAUUUUCACCCCACUUUGGAAGGUAGUUCCCAGCCACGCUGGCAUUAACAUGGAGUUGGAGUUGGUUGUUCCAGUUAAAAAGGUUUAGGAAGUUUAUGGUGGUUAAGUAUUAUUUAAUGUAACCCUUUACCAGAUAGGCAUUUCCUCUUCUAAUGGAAGAGUUGACUAGCAUGCACUGUACUAGAAAGACUAAGCUUCUGAAAACUAGAAUGCCAUUCAUAUGUAGUAGUACAACAAUAAUCAAGCCAAAGCAUGAUGUACUAUCAUUACAAUAGAGUGGAACCACUUAGUAUUGCAAGCAUUUAAGAAAGACUUCAUAGUCGCAUCUCUGACAUUCAAAUUCUUGCCUUUGACAAAUGGUUGAACCAUCGUCAACUUACCUUAAACCCUAAGAGUAAGCUUUGAGGUCACUGAAAAACUUUACUACUUGAUGUGAGAGAGAAAAGAGCUACAUAUCAGUUUAUUAGACAAACAUUGCCUCUAUCGUAACAAGGACCGUACCGCCAUUGAUUGCUCCUUGUUAAGUACAUCUGUUCCCCAACUGCAGGUGCUAUCAGGCAGGUGUGUGCAUGCGUGCAUACAUGAGUCCAUACUCAGUUAACUACAAGAAGCUCUCUAUUCUAGCCUAGGCUUACACUCACUCGUAGUGACAGCAUAUAUGAAAGAGUAUGCACAUAUUUUUAUACAAUGUCCUUUCUUUCCAAACCUUCCCCUUCUCGUUGGCCAGUGGCAUUGCCAGUGAGACAAGCACAUGCAUAAUGCAUACACUUUUGACUUUGACUAGCACAUGUAGCUCAGAUUCUGGAGAAUGAAUCAUAGUCAAAUGCUCUCAUUUGCUGAAAUCAUCCCUAACUAGUGUGCAAAAUGAACACCAGCCAGAUGAGAGUACAUUUUGGCUGUCCACCUUGACAGGUAACAAUCACUCGGAGAUCCUUUUCUGUUUAAAAAAAAAUUACAUAUAUGUAUUUGCCUAAUCAAACAGUUGAAGUGGCUGGGGCAUGUACAAGCGUACUGUGGCUGGUGGGCAAAGGUUAUUUUCCUGCCCCGUUCUAAACCAUCUUUCAACUUGUGUUUGGCCUUUGGGUAACUACCUUCUUCCACAUUUGUUUCAUCUAAGAGCUAAUCACAUGUUUAUUGUAUUUUUCAGUGAACAGGAAACAAAGUGCUGUGGUGUUUACUGUUGUUUACUGUACACGGGACAUUGAUCUUCUGGGUAUUCCUGCCACACACGGUUGUCAAUGACUACUCUAAUUUUGUUGAUCCUUUUUCCUCUCAUCCUUGUCUCUUUCUCCCCUCUGUGCUGAUUUUGUUGCUGUCUCUUUAAGUGGACUCCAGUGACUUUUUUUGUACUUUUUUGUGUUUUCCUGUUAGUUUGUACACUUUGUUCACUCUGUCUCUCUCCUCUGUGUCUCUCUGUUACAUUGUACAUUGUACAGCUGACAUACCUCACAACAAGUGAGGGUUCAAAUUCUGUUCUUGUGGACAUUACAUGGCCAUGUUUUCUGGGUUCAGGGUUUUUGUGGGAGGGAAGGGGAUGAAAAUGUUUCUACUUUGUAUAAUGAUUCCAACAACUGUGUAUUUACUGUCUGUUCAUAGUAGAUUUAUAUAUGAAAAAAUUAAGUAUAUUAUAUAUAUAUUGAAAUAUUAUUAUCUUGUUUUUGAAGUUGGUAUUGCAAGGUGAUAUUUUUCAUGGGUCUCACUGAGGCCCUUUAUAGGGUGUUACUGCAGGCACUGCUUACUGUCCCUGGUUACAGUCAGUUGUGUGAUAAGUAACGUAGCAUCUCAUUGGUUGUCUUUGUCUUUCAACAUUGAUGACUGGCUUUUGGCUUAAUUCAUCUCGUUGAUGCCAUAAUACUGUUAGGAGUGCCAUUGCCCACCUCUCACCCAAACACACACAUAUCCAGACUAUACCACACUACAUUGUUUUUGACUCAUAGAAAUUAUACCUUUUUUUUUUCUAGGUAAAAAACAAACAAACAAAAAAAAACAUUUAUUUUGGCCGACACCCAUGUAGUUUCAGUAUCUUGAGAAAUUGUUUCAACACAGAUCCUACUUACAGCAUCAAUAUCAAAAAUGAACAGAUUGGACAAGUUAUCUUUUUUCCACCACAACACCAGUACUUCCUUCAACCAGUCCAGCUACAUUACAUCAAGUUAUCAGUCUCUCAAUUCUUCAUGCCAUUCAGCAGUUUACAGGUUCAUCCUUGAAUGUAGUAGGAAUAGCAAAAGAAGGGAAGGGUGGGAUUGAACUGGAACGUGGCCCUGCUAUCCCCUCUGCCUAUGUUAAAAUAAGUUAUGUUCGUGCAGAAGACCAUCACUUAUUUGCUUAUCUGGUCAAACGUCCGUAGUUCUAAUUUAAACGAACAGUGCUUUACAUCGAUCAUUAAGUUCACGUUAUAUAUCAGCUAUGUGAAGGAUGCCUCAAGGUCGUUAGUUAGCAAGACUGGCCUGUAUCCAGAAGGUCACAGGUUUGGUUCCAUUGUGUCUAUCUUUGAGCAGCACAUUGAAUCUCCAUUGUGGAGGCACCACUUCUGGCCUCCCUUGUACUCUGAUUAAAAACUCAGUGUGGCUUAGAGGGAUAUAUAAAGAAACAAAUCCCUGUUAUACUCUGCUCUUACUGAAUUACUCUAAAAUUCCUUUCACAAAUCUCUAAAUUUAUCUUUGAGGACACAGAAAUGGUAGCUUUUCAUCCACCGACUAAAGCAGAGAGUUAUCGUCUGGCCCACAGUGGCAGCGUGACGGUGCCCUUCUGUCCUGUGAAAUGAACCCAGACCAGCAGAUGCCCCGCCGUUAGCUUCACCCACCUCACCCCCCAGCGGCUCUCCAAACGCCUCCAGCAGAUGGCCACAGGGGUCAGAGGUCAUUUUGAAACUAUUUCCUGUUUGUGUCACCUUCUACUUGUUUAAAUUUGCAGGACUCUUGAGAUUUUGUGAUCACAGAACUUGAUGAACAUGAAUCUAAGGGAAUUUCAGAAAAACUGUAACAGUGAGUGCACGAGAAAUAAAUAAGAUGCGAGCUUUUGUAAAGUGGUGUUUAUAGAGCACUACAUAUUUAGUUUUAUUGGAGUGUGAUUCAGCCUCAUGCUCACGUGUAAGAUAAGUCGUAUUUCUGUACAUUCCCCUCCCAUCAACACCUACACAGCCACACACACACACACACACACACCAUCUCUUUAAAGCAUACCAGCCGGGGUGCGGUUUCCCCAAACCAUCUCAGCCCAAAGAUAUAUAGCCGAAACGAGCUCAUAUCCCAGCUGUUAUUAGGAAGUCCGUUAUGAUUCCCGGGAUAUGCUGAUAUCACCCAGAGACACCGAGUCAUGCAAACACUUUCUCCUGUGUGGUUCUGUUUAGAAAACUGUAAUAUUAAAAAAAAAAAAAAAAAAACAAACUCAGGCAUUUGUGGUUAAACCGGGAUAUACUAUUAUUUCGGAUUAAAUGCAUUCGAUGAGAUGCUUUUUGGUAACCCAUCCCGGAUCAUUCCCAGAACAUUCCCAGAACCCUCAAACAGCAGUGCCAGUCUUAAUAACAUCAGCCGUGUUUUUUUUUUCUUUUUCUUUUUCUUUUUCUAUUCUGCUGGCCGUUGCUUUUGUUUCUCAGAAGGAGCCAAAACUAGCGCUGUCUGGCCGCUCUGCCCGUCUGUCUUCACACGUAGUCUUAAUACAGUGUCCAGUGAAAA